Messenger RNA from Clarias gariepinus (North African catfish), 7040 nucleotides. RefSeq names its product tectorin alpha (gene tecta). The transcript is spliced from 25 exons. NCBI's taxonomy places the organism in Eukaryota, Metazoa, Chordata, Actinopteri, Siluriformes, Clariidae. Gene Ontology annotation, biological process: cell-matrix adhesion. The record is from RefSeq and is a predicted model, not a curated record. Bases 1 to 6636 code for a protein of 2211 amino acids. Gene Ontology annotation, molecular function: protein binding.
AUGGUCAAAACAAGCACUUUAGUGUCUCUUCUCCAGCUUUUCAGCACUCUUGCUCCCAGAGGAGCUUUUUCUCAGGAUAUCCUCUACCCCUUUGGACCAGCUCAUAGGGACUCAGAAACUCCCAAGAUGGAUGAUGGCAGUUCAACAGAAGUUUCUCUAUUAAUUCCAUUUAUCUUUUUCAAUGUCCCAUACCGCUCUCUAUAUGUAAACAACAAUGGUGUAAUCUCCUUCAACGUUCAGGUGAGCCAGUUUACUCCUGAGCCUUUUCCCCUCAGUGACAGUCGGUCAUUUAUUGCUCCCUUAUGGGCCGAUGUGCACAAUGGAAUUCGUGGGGACGUGUAUUAUCGUGAAACCACAGAGCCAGAGAUUCUAGCAAGAGCUACUCAGGAUGUCAGGAAGUAUAUCAAGAGCAUGUCAUCCUUUACUGCUACCUGGAUUUUUAUUGCCACCUGGAACCAGGUCACGUUCUAUGGUGGGAGUCAGACAACACCGGUGAAUACAUUCCAGUCAGUGUUAAUCUCAGAUGGUAUGGUCCACUUUGCCAUGUUUAACUUUGGAGAAAUUACAUGGAGCACAGGAACGGCUAGUGGGGGAGAUCCUCUUACAGGACUGGGAGGAACCACCGCACAGUCAGGUUUCAAUGGUGGGGAUGUCAGUCACUUCUUCAACCUGCCUGGUUCCCGCACAAAUGAUGUGGUCAACAUUGAGCACACUACAAAUGUCAAUGUUCCUGGUCGUUGGUUCUUCCGUGUCGACACCGAACAGAUCGACCCAGCCAAUGGCUGCAGCUACAAUGGGCGGUUUUAUCGACGUGGUGAGGUGUUUUGGCUGUCCGACCAGUGUUCUCAGCGUUGCAGAUGUCUGGAUUUAGACAAUGAAGUCAUUUGCCAGGAGGCUCCAUGUGGUCAGCUAGAGACCUGUGAACAGCAAGAAGGAGCAUACUACUGUCAACCAACCCGAACUAGCACCUGUGUGGUCUUUGGAGACCCCCAUUAUCACACCUUUGAUGGCUUUCUCUACCAUUUCCAAGGUACCUGCUCUUACCUCCUGGCUCGGCCAUGCUGGGAGGUACCUGGUCUCCCAUUUUUCAGUGUUGAGGCUAAGAAUGAAAAUCGUGGCAUGACUUCUGUGUCUUGGUUAAAAGAUGUCACUGUGGAAGUGUAUGGGCAUCGAGUUACACUACCAAAAGGAACACUGGGCACUGUACAGGUGGACAGUCUCUUGAAGACUCUUCCUGUCCAGCUCCAGUUAGGUGCUAUUAAGGUAUACCAGUCUGGUCUUGCAGUUGCUUUAGAAACUGACUUUGGUCUGUUAGUAACAUAUGAUGGGCAGCACUAUGCUUCGAUCUCCCUUCCGAGCUCCUACUUCAACAAUACAUGUGGCUUGUGUGGUAACUAUAAUGAUGACCCUGCCGAUGACCCUGUGUUGCCAGAUGGUUCUUUAGCAGAUAGCAUUGUUGAGUUAGGUGGAAGCUGGCGAGCAGAAGACACAGAUUUUCGUUGCACAGAUGGUUGUGCUCAGAACUGCAGUUUGUGUGAACCAGCAGCUGAAGCUUUUUACUUUCGUCCUGAUUACUGUGGGCUCAUAAACAAGACUGAUGGGCCAUUCCGAGACUGCAGGGCUGUCGUUGACCCCACUGCAUUUGUUUACAGUUGUGUGUAUGACAUGUGCAGCAAUCGUGACAACAUCACAACUCUUUGCCAGGCUAUACAGGCAUAUGCUUUAGCUUGCCAAGCUUUGGGAGUAACCAUAAGAGCCUGGAGAUCACGUACAUUCUGUACUUUAACAUGCCCAGAGAACAGCCACUACCAGGUCUGCACAAGCACUUGCCCCCCUUCCUGCUCUGAUCUGACCUCUCAUCUAUACUGCACACAUCCAUGUACAGAGGGCUGCCAGUGUGACCAGGGAUUUGUCCUGAGUGGCAGCCGUUGUGUCCGCCGUUCUGACUGUGGCUGCGAGCGCGACGGCCUGUACUAUGCUCUUAAUGAAACCUUUUGGGUAGGUGAGGGGGGUGAGGUGGGCAGUGACUGUUUCCAGCGCUGUGUGUGUGGCCUUGCAGGUGAGGUCACCUGCUUUAAUGACUCCUGCCAGGAAGGUGAGGUGUGCACAGCAGAAGUGGGGUUGCUGGGGUGUUAUCCUCGUAGAGACGCCAUGUGUUCAUUAUCACAGACAUACAUUUUAGCUACCUUCGAUGGUUCAUCCAUGCCAUUCCCAGACGAGAGCUCCUUCUACCUGGUAAAGACUAUGGGACGCUUGCCAGCUAACGUGACUGCGGUGGAGGUGAAAAUAGGAAGAAAGUUGGUGAAUAAGGGUCCCACAUGGAAAAGGCCUGUUGUCAUCAGGGUUGCAUACCUGGAAGCUCAGAUUGGUGGCUCCGAUUUUGACCUUGUUAAGAUAAAUGGUGAGCAAGUUGUUCUUCCAUAUGUCCACCCAAUGGAACCUCUUAUUGUUUACCGUGCUCCUGGCAACGCUACUGUAGUGGAAUGGACUGGUCUAAUUCGGGCCUGUUACUCCCGCCAAGGCUUUCUCAACAUCACCCUAUCUACCUUAUUUUACAACUCAACAUGUGGCCUGUGUGGUUUCUUUAAUGGAGAUCCUUCUGAUGAUCUACGAUUGCCGAGUGGCCGUCAGGCUGACACAGCUGACCAGUUUGUUGAGGGAUGGAGGGCCAUUGCUGAUGAUCUAACAUGCAAUGGUGACUGUGAUGAUCUUUACCGCAUGUGUACAGAUCUAAGGUUAUACCAGAGCCCCUGGCUCUGUGGCAACAUCAAUGACCCUGGAAACAGCUCAUUCCUGGCUUGCCAUUUAGCUGUCAACCCCUCGCCAUUCUUCAGGAACUGCCUGUAUAACAUGUGUGUGAAGGAGGGCAAUCGCUCUGCUUUGUGCUCUUCCUUGCAGGCCUAUGCUUCGGCCUGUCAGGAUGCUCAGAUCAACCUAGGGCCCUGGAGGAGUGCCACAAACUGUCCAUUGCCAUGCUCAGAAAACAGCCAUUUUGAUGAGUGCACCACAGCAUGCCCACUGACUUGUGAAAAUCUGGAUGAGCCAGAGGAGCCCUGUCCAUAUUCCUGCUCUGAAGGCUGCCAGUGUGAAGAAGGCUUUGUGGUCCGUGAUGGGCUUUGUGUACCCCGUAGUGACUGUGGCUGCUUUUACCUUGGCCGUCAACUAGCAACCAAUGACACAUUCUGGACUGAUUGGGAAUGUCAAGAACGCUGUUUCUGCAAUGGAACAGACAACAGUGUCUACUGCAAUUUUUCUCCAUGCCACCCUGAGGAAUACUGCCAAGAGACCGAUGGGCUAUUUUUCUGUCAGCCUCGGACUGAGGCUCUAUGUGCGGUGGCGGGAUAUGGGCAUUUUAUGCCUUUUGGAGGUGUCCCAUUUGAUCUUCAGAGUAGCUGCUCACUUCAUCUGGUUACCACAGACUGUGCAGGGCUGAAUGAAGAUGACAGACAUGGAGAGUUUGAUGAAAGUUACAAUGCUGAUUUAGGACUAGGGGACCUGCCCCGGUUCCAGCUUUCAGCCCGCAAUGAGGAGAGGGAUACAGGACAGGCCAUCUGGGUGCAAGGUUUUGUGUUGGAGGUUUAUGGAUAUGAGAUUGAGGUGUCAAGAAGCUUUAAACAUACAGUCAUGGUGAAUAAAGAGCGAUUGUACCUGCCUCUGAAAUUGGGCCCAGGGAAGGUCAACAUAUACACCCUGGGAUUACAGUUACUGGUGGAGACUGACUUUGGACUAAAGGUGGCGUUUGACUGGAAUACACUACUUCUGCUUUCUCUGCCUCGGACCAUUUUUAAUUCCACUUGUGGUCUGUGCCAGGGAAUGCCCAUCUCUGGUCCUGCCCUCAGUGUCAGCGAAUGGGGCAUGAUGUGGGCAGAGCGUGACACAUUUUGUCAAGUUGGGUGUGGUGACUCUUGUCCACGCUGUGGAUUAGUUGAAAGAGGCCUGACAGUGGAUGUCCAUACCCCUGUACAGACAAUAGAUGCAAACAACAACAAUGACAUUGAGAACUCUCUCCCAGGGAAUCGUUUCCACCUAGCCGAGGGCUUGUAUGUUUAUGUAGAACCAGAGGCGGUGCGAUUAUGUGGACUUAUUAUUGACCGUGGAGGUGUGUUUGCCAGAUGUCACAGCAAGGUGGCACCAGCAUACUUUUACCAGAGCUGUCUGCAGGACACAUGUGUGGACCAGGGAGCAAGAGAAACUAUCUGUAACUGGUUGCAGAUAUAUGCUGGUACCUGUCAAAUUCAGGGGGUGUCUAUGCCCAGCUGGAGGAGCUCUACUCCAUGUGUGCUGUCAUGCCCAGUUAACAGUCACUACUCGAGCUGUAUGAUGGUGUGCCAGCCCCAGUGUGCCCCAGCACGAGGCCAGAGAGACUGCAACCAGCACUGUGUGGAAGGUUGCCAGUGUGAUCAGGGUUACGUGCUCAAUGGGAAAGGCUGUAUUCUUAACCAGAACUGUGGCUGCUAUACUGAUAGCAAGUACUAUGAGCCUAAGCAAUUGUUUUGGAACAACGAUUGCACCAAGCGAUGCCAGUGCAUUGGCCGCAACCUGAUCCAAUGCGACCCUCGCCGCUGUAAGGCUGACGAGGAGUGCGCACUACGCCAUGGCGUCCGUGGCUGCUUUGCCCGUCGCAACCAGCAUUGUGUUGCAUCAGGUGGUGGAGUUUUCCGUACAUUUGAUGGUGCCUCGCUCCGCCUGCCUGCCUCUUGUUCCUUUGUCCUGUCUACUAUCUGCCACAAGUUGCCCGAGCUCUCCUUCCAGCUCAUUGCCAAUUUUGACAAGUGGAGCACACCCAAUCUUACCACCAUCUCACAUGCCUACCUCUAUAUCAAUGAGGAGAAUAUCCUAAUCUCUGGCAACACUGUUAAGGUAAAUGGGACACCAGUGUCUGUGCCUUUUGUAACAGGCCUGAUGACACGUGUUUCCACAUCAGAAGGUUUUCUGGUGAUCGAUACGCCACAGGACAUCCAGGUCCGCUAUAACCGUUUCAACACACUCAGUAUCACCAUGGGACCAAGGCUGCAGAACAAGGUGUGUGGUUUGUGUGGAAACUUUAAUGGCGACCCCAGUGAUGAUUAUAUCACUUCCCGUGGCAAACCAGCACUUAGUGCGCUGGAGCUUGCACAGAGCUGGAAGACCAAUGGUAUGCAGAACAGCUGUGAUGAAACUCAGUAUGUGGCUCUUGCCCAGUCCUGUGAUAACACAGACAUUUUGGAGCUGCAGGGCGAGGACAGCUGUUUGAAACUUACCCAGCCAAAAGGCUUUUUCCAGCCGUGUCAUGGACUUUUAGACCCACAACCCUUUUACCAAUCCUGUUACCUAGAUGGGUGCUACAACCAUCGCAAGGCUCAGGUUUGCGGCUCUAUGGCUGCCUAUGCGGAGGCCUGCCGCUCCUUUGGCACACUUACCACCAAGUGGAUUGCCCAAGAGAACUGCUCAGAAUGGAUCUAUGACCCCUGUGCAGGGGAGAUCUGCACAAACAACACCUGUGAGCAGGAGAAUGGAGGAGACCUCUGUGGCUGCCCAGAACUUCCCAGCACAGAAAUAAGUGAGGAUGACAUUAUUCAAGCUGAGGUGACAUGCAAACAUGCUCAGAUGGAGGUGUCCAUCUCAAAGUGUCGCUUGUUUCAGCUCGGCUUUGAGAGGGAGGAUGUGCGUAUCAACGAUCAGCGUUGCUCUGGCAUCGAGGGUGAAGAUUUCAUCUCCUUCCACAUCAACAACACCAAAGGCUAUUGUGGCUCCAUAGUGCAGUCAAAUGGCACUCACAUCAUGUACAAGAACACGGUGUGGAUCGAAAGCGUGAACAACACAGGGAGUGUGGUGACCCGUGACAAGACCAUCAAUGUGGAGUUCUCCUGCGCUUAUGAGCUGGACAUCAAGAUCUCCCUGGAGACAGUGCUUAAACCCAUGCUGAGUGUAAUUAACCUGACCCUCCCCACCCAGGAGGGGAACUUCAUCACCAAGAUGGCUCUUUAUAAAAACGCCUCGUAUCGGCAGCCGUACCGUGAGGGCGAGGUGGUGCUCAGCACACGAGAUGUGUUGUUCGUGGGCGUUUUUGUGGAAGGAGCUGAUGACAGUCAGCUUAUCCUUAUAGUGAACAUGUGCUGGGCCACACCAUCACGUUAUAGCAGUGAUCGCCUUCGCUACAUCAUCAUAGAGAGAGGGUGUCCCAACAUUAAAGACAACACUAUCGGCAUGGCGGAAAAUGGUGUGUCUCUGACCUGCCGCUUCCACGUCACAGUGUUUAAGUUCAUCGGAGAUUAUGAUGAAGUGCACCUUCAUUGUGAUGUUACAUUAUGUGACUCUGAGACCAAUGCAUGCAAAGUGAACUGUCCACACAACAGAAGGAGCUACAGCGACUACAGUCAGCAAAAAGAGCACAUACUCUCAGUGGGACCAAUCAGGAAACGAGAGUCCGACUGGUGUGAGGAGGAUAAUGGAGGUUGUGAGCAAAUCUGCACUAGUCAGGGAUCAGGCCCAGUGUGCAGCUGUGUGACUGGAAUGCUGCAGAGAGACGGGAAGAGUUGCCGUGCUACCAGUUCCAGCACAGAUCUCCAGCCCCUCUCUUCCCUGGUUGCCAUUGGCAUCUGCGUCAUGCUUCUGAUACACACACAUGCCUCUGUGCUUUUCUUCAGCAGAGCUUAACGCCAACUAAACCACGACCACGCUGAGAAGAGGAGGAGAGGCGGCAGAAAUAAAGGGGGCUGAGAAAGCAAGAUAGGAAGAAAACAAGAAGAGGAGGAGUGUGUGUUUUAACCACACCACACUGCAAAGAACUGUGAUUUAGCACUCCUCAUUCUGCUGCAUGGACACUUUAAAAAGCAAAACCAGCAUGUGUAAAAUAGAUCCACUUUCGAAACCAUUGUUUAAAAGAACACAUGCAGUUCCCCCCUCAUAAAAAAAUAAAAAAUAAAAAAAGCAUCUGAAUUUAUUAGUUAUAGAUGUUCAGCUAUUAAAUACAGAGAUUAGCAAGAAGAGAUUAGUGAGAAGCAGUUUAGUAGAUUAUGAUGUCGAUAAACACCACUUUUUGGGAGAUUAUGUUGCAAUAA